Canariomyces notabilis is the source of this 1880-nucleotide messenger RNA. Its product is annotated as DNA repair protein rad18. Gene Ontology annotation, molecular function: single-stranded DNA binding; ubiquitin protein ligase activity. The record is from RefSeq and is a predicted model, not a curated record. The transcript has 2 exons. Gene Ontology annotation, cellular component: nucleus; Rad6-Rad18 complex. Gene Ontology annotation, biological process: DNA damage tolerance; protein monoubiquitination. Lineage: Eukaryota; Fungi; Ascomycota; Sordariomycetes; Sordariales; Chaetomiaceae. The coding region runs from base 227 to 1627 and encodes 466 amino acids.
CUUGCCUGAUCGGACUCAGUUGCAGCGAGAGCAUCCGCGUGUCGUCGAGGAAGUCGCGUCCCGUCGGCAUCGUUCCAAGCUCCGCCGGGUAACCCAAAUUUGGCUCACCACUCCGGCUACCUCCACUAGGUAGCAGUGCAUUCGAGUUGCCCUGGAUAACGGUGGCAUGCAGUACCAAAGUUUCCCUGCUACUCCCUGAGCGAGUCCUCUUUUCUUCUGCCAGAAAAUGGACGCCAUGACCAGCGAAGCAUUCGACAUCCCUGACUCGACCGAUUGGCUGGGUACACCUCUUUCAGGUCUCAUGGCCGUGGAGCAGGCCCUCCGCUGCCAUGUCUGCAAGGACUUCUACAACUCGCCAAUGCUCACCUCAUGCAGCCACACAUUCUGUUCAUUAUGUAUCCGGCGCUGUCUCUCGGUCGACGGGAAAUGCCCGCUUUGUAGGGCGCUUGACCAGGAGUCUAAGUUGCGAAAAAACUGGGCGGUGGAAGAGGCUGUCGACGCCCUCGUCCACUCACGAGAAGCCUUGCUGCGAUUUGCUAGGACCCGGGCUGACAUAUCAUCGUCGGGCUCUCCAAAGAGAAAAGCUGGUGAUAUGGAAGGAUCAGAGGAGGAGUUGCAUGAAAAUAAGCGGCCCCGAAUGACUACAAGGUCCAGCAAGUUGAAAGCGGCCGAAGCAACAGCCACAAUCGUGCGAGAUGAGAUUGACAUGCCUGAGGACAACGACACUGGGGAUUAUGAACCCGAGCCCGACGACGGCCUUGCCGCGUGUCCGAUAUGCUGGGCCCGAAUGAAGCCCUGGCAAGUCGACAAGCACAUUGAUACCACAUGUUCCGGAACUCCACAGCCGCAGAAUGCCUCAACAUCCGCGUCCAACAGUCGCGGCGGCUAUAGUGUCCCGUCUGUUCGGGCAUAUUUCCCCAAUUCGCCAUCCCGGACAAAACCUCCCGAGCGGCUCCCUGCAUUGGCAUACUCAAUGCUCAAAGACACAGCCCUUCGCAAGAAGAUGGCUGAGUUGGGGCUCUCUACAAGCGGUUCUCGGCUGAUGUUGGAGCGGAGGCAUCAGGAGUGGGUAACGCUUUGGAACGCCAACUGCGACUCGGCAAAACCAAAAAAGCGCAGUGAACUCCUGCACGACCUCGAAAUCUGGGAACGAACGGUGGGCAGCCGAGCCCCGACCACGUCGAGGGCAGCGAACACGGGAGCGCAGAUUAAGGACAAGGACUUUGAUGGGGCGGCUUGGGCCGCGAAGCAUGGCGCUUCGUUCAAGGAUCUAAUCGCAAGCGCACGUAGGACAAGAAACAAUGGCGGGCAGAAAGCUUUGGAGACCAACGAGUCCGAAAAAGCGUCAAAGGAACCAAUUUUGGCACAAGACGAAGGGGAGGGGAGUGGUGGUCCGCCGGCACAAUCCUCGCCGCAGUUGCCCACAGCAACCGUUGUUGACCUCACUUGCUCGCCUUCCAGGAGCAGAGAAGGGCUCAAACACUCGCACGAAGGUAGCAUUGGCAUCCAUGAAGACCCAGCGGCAAUGCUUGCAAGAGAUCUACCACCCGACAGCAUAAGCCUGUCCAAGAAGCCGGAAGACUUACCUCCAUGUAUUGAGAAUGCAGAUGAGCAGGUACCACAGUAAAUUUGCUUGGUGAGGUAUAUGCUGGGUUCUACCGGGCCCUGCGCAAACUUGCUACACCCGUCCCCAGAAAAGGGCUUUGUGGAAGUGGCGUCUGUGUGCUCAAUGGAUUAGGUGGAAUUUGUUUCUAAUGCACUAAGAAUGAAAUCAGCAGCUGUGCCAUUUGCCCUAAACAGAACCAUGUGGGAUGGUGGUUCCCUUAAGAGGCCUGCACCUCUGGACGUUCCUCCAGGGACAUCGUACUCAUCAUAUCCUC